Molecule: messenger RNA, 12150 nt
Organism: Chanos chanos (milkfish)
Lineage: Eukaryota; Metazoa; Chordata; Actinopteri; Gonorynchiformes; Chanidae
Gene: pkd1b
Product: polycystic kidney disease 1b
Exons: 42
Biological process (GO): calcium ion transport
Cellular component (GO): plasma membrane
Molecular function (GO): protein binding; monoatomic cation channel activity
Source: RefSeq, a predicted model, not a curated record
AUGGCUGUGUAUGGGUUUCUGGGCCUGGUCUGGAUCCUGAGUGUUCUGGUUCUGUGUCUCUGCGAUGAACAGCUCUGCCCAAAGGGAGCACAAAUCCACCUGGACAGCCUGCGCUGCUAUUGGCUGUCAGCAGCUCCAUCAUCCUGGCCGCGGGCGGAGGUGGUUUGUCAGAGGCAUGAGGGCAGCGGACUGGCCGUGCUGGAUACUCUGGCGCUGCAGACCUUCGUACAGAAAUCGUUUCCAGCAGGGGGCUCUGUCUGGAUUGGACUGAAGCAGGUGGUGAGGGAAGAGCAACACCAGUCAGUUGGUCUGGGCCGAGUUAAUCCCCAGCCCAGGGACAGAGAUCAGAGCCCCUGUACUCAGCUGGACCUGGGCACAGGACACAGGAGGAACUGGCCCUGUGACAGAGAACUUCUCUUUAUCUGUGAAAAGCAGAUUACAGUUUCCCUGCCGUCGCAGGACAGCUAUGUGACAGGGCUCCCUUUAAUGAGUGGUGUAUACACACUCUCCCGCCUCAGUGCCCUGUCUGCUUCCCAUGAUAUACAGGAGCAGAAGGUCGAGAUGAUGCUGUUCCCAGGUCUGUGGUUUAGCCAUGAAGGCCAAGUGCUGUCUGUGGAUUUGGUAGCUCAGCCUAGCGAACAGCCAACCGUGACUAAAGUGCAAAUCUUACGCCCUUACUGUCAUCCAAACCAUCACCUAGUGCCUCCCGGCUGCAGCCCUCUGCUAAACUCCUUCAGCUGUUGCUCUGUCCUUCCCAUGUGUAACACGACUGGGGCCUGUCCCAGUGGGCAGUACUGGUGCCCCCUGCUGGAGAUCUGUCUGCCUGUCACCAGCCCAUGCAGCCCUUACCAUGCACUCGCUGAGGGCAGGGUUUUCCACGUUCCCCCCCGUUAUUCUGCAACGCCUCCUUUCUACCACCUAGUGGCAGAUGUGACAUUGAGAGUACCCCCAAGCAAAGAGCUCAUCCAGAUAAAUGUCCCGUUGGAAAACCGAGGAAUUACAGUGUAUCCGGAUGACGUCCUCGCAAUCCAGCACACCAGGGGGGCCGGAAAUUUCCUCCGCUGUUCGGGAAGCUCCGAGUCUGGCUGGCGGCAGAGUUACCUUUCUCUUCCUGGUCCUGAAUGGGGAGGCUGGUUGGAAGGGGGGCUGACCACUCGGCCGAGUGAAGACAGCUGGGUGGACGGGGUGACGUGCGAUGUCCGAGUCAUUUAUGCGGAUGUCCUGUACCACUACGCAACGCCUUCAGUGACUAGCGCCAGUCACAGAGACCUCAGUGGGACUCAAACCGACAGCCCAGUCAAACCACAGAGCCCAGUCUCAGAGAUCCAUGUUGUGUAUCCAAUACCUGACAAAGAAAACCAAAUACAUUUGCUGGUUAACGUCCCAACACUCAUCGUGAUAAAGAUCCUCUCAGGGCAAAGUGCCACCAGCUCCUGGUCAGCCCCAGUGUCCAAAACCAGAGUUCCCUCUUCUCCCUCUUGCCCAACAGGGAUGCCUGAAUCUCACAGUAGCUGUAAGAGGGAUACCCCUGACACAUGGUUCUCUCACGUUUAUGUGGUGCUGACCAGAGAAGGCAAUCAUACCCUUGACAUCACUGUCUCCAGUUCUGUGAACUCUAAGUCUCUAACUGUAGGACUACACGCACACCAUCCUGUGAGUGGGCUAGUCAUCCACCCACAGGGUUUCUUUCGAGUACUGGUCGGCAUUCCACAGUUGUUCAGGGCAACUGUAGUCAGCGGCUCAUCAGUGAAGUACACGUGGGUCAUCGAUAACCUGGACAAGUUUGCCUACACUGGAGAAGCUUACAGUGUCAUUUUCAAAAAGUCAGCAGAGUACAAGCUAAGGGUCACAGCAGAAAACCCUGCAAGUUCUGAGUCUGCAGAGGUUACGCUCACAGCUGAUAUAAUGAAACCCCUCACUGAUCUAUCCUUUCUCUCCAUUGAAGAAGUUGUCACUGUAAAUUCUUCCAGUCUCUACACUCUCAGAGUCAAGGUUGACAUCUCUAUAGAUGUAACAAUCAGGUGGGAUUUUGGUGAUAAUUCCUCCUCUAUAAGCCACAUUCUGUCAGCUCCACUGGAAAGGACAGAUGGAAGUCUGGACCUGACAGAGAGCCAGAUUUAUUUACAGGAUUCUGUCAACCAUACUUACCUAUUACCAGGUGACUACACACUGAGAAUAGAAGCUCACAAUAAGUAUGACCAUUUAGACAAGGCUGUGAAAAUUAAAGUACGAUUCCCGCUGAUAAGACUGCUGGUCUCACCCACCACUCAAGUUCUUCAAGUCAAUCAAACAUUUCUCUUGGAAGCCUCUCCAUUGCCAUCUCCUUAUGGGAUUGCUUACACGUGGAACUUCACAGAUGGCUCUGCAGAAAUUACUGGAUCAAGCAGCAAACUAAAUCAUGCUUUCAAGACAGCUGGUAUUUUCAACAUUUCCAUAUGUGCCAACAACACGCUAUCAGCUCUGACCACCUGGGUAGUAGUGGAAGUAGUGGAGGCCAUUUCUCAUGUCAGUUUGAGUUCCAAUGGGCCCAGUGAAGUCAAUUCUGUCACUAACGUCAUUGGCAGAGUACUUUCAGGGACCAGUCUCAAAUGGAGCUUUGACUUUGGUGAUGGAUUUGUUCUCAGAGACCAUCCUCAGAACUCAGCCUCUCACAUCUACACGUCUCCUGGGAGCUACACUGUUCAAGUGACCGUUGCCAAUGCGGUCAGCAGUGCAAGGCAGUCAAUUAAUGUAGAGGUGUACGACUUGGCUAUCAGUGGAAUCCUACCAUCGGGCUGCUUUAUGAGUGGCACAAAGACAACUCUGAGCGUGCUGCUGACAGGGAAUAUCUCACUGCUAACGUUGCACUGGAGUUUUGGAGACGGGACACCGUUGUCUAUAAGCAAAGGCAUUUCUACCAUUUCCCACACCUACACAACCCCUGGGAUUCAUCCCAUUAGUGUUACUGCUUUCAGUCCAGUGGGAUCUGCUCAUUAUCAGACUGAUAUUUGCAUUGAGGAGCCUCUUGUGGAUGUAAAACUGCUUUCACCCCAAAGUGCUGUUCCACUGGGUGAAGAGAUGUGUUUUGACGUGUCUGUCUUUCCCAGUGGACAUGGUACUUACCAAUUUUUGUGGCAUAACAGUUCCUCCAGCAAACCUCCAAUAAGAGGCGAAACUCAUCGCUGCUUUGUUUUCCAAAAGGAGGGGACACAUGAUAUUAUUGUGGAUGUUAGUAACAAAGUAAGCAGCAAAACAGCAAAAGCAACCAUCACAGCUGAAAGGCGUUUGUCAAAACUCUCGGUCAAACAGGAGGGUGAUCCUGGUGCACUGACUGUGAACAAAUCUUACUCCUUUUGGGCAGAGGUUUGCUGCAAAGUUAAUGUAACUGUUCAAUGGGACUUUGGUGAUGGCUCUCCCAAGAAGGAAGGUCAAAAUCAAUCACAUGCGUUCAGUUCUGUUGGCAAGUUCCAAGUCAGUGUCAUUGCCUUUAAUGCAGUCAGUGGAGACUCUGUGACAACAGAUGUUGAAGUACAGGGUCUGUUGUCUGACCUGGUAAUAUAUACUGAUCAACCAUUUGCAGAAGCUGGGAAAGAAAUGUUGUUCACGGUAGUGGCAAAUGACAUGAACAAUGUAAACUUUUAUUGGUCAGUGGAUUCCUUCACCACACCAAAAUUGGGAACUUCAGAGUUCAGAUAUGUGUUUCUCAAAGCAGGAGUCUAUAUGGUCAAAGUCACUGCUCAAAAUCACAUAAGUCAGAAAGAGGCGACCAGUUCAGUUGAGAUCAUAGAAAGAAUACAAGGGGUUGAAAUCGUACCUCACAGUCUCGUUUCCAUGAGAUAUUUUCCAACACAGGAAAUCAUCCCAAUGACUGCUUCUGUGACCCAAGGCACCAACUUGACCUACCAAUGGAAUAUUCAUCAGGACACAAUUAAUAAUACUGUUGCUCUUGACAAAAAUGUACAGCUAUUUGCAAGAACUCCCGGUGACGUAUCCAUCAAACUAAUGGUUUCCAAUGCUCUAAAUUCAGUGGACAGUCAUGUUUUGUUGCGGGCAGUAGAACGCGUUUCUGGAGUAAGUUUGUUAACACCUAUGACCGCAGUAUCUGCGGGGAAAUCUGUGAGGAUUUCUGCUGGUGUGGAGACUGGAUCUGACCUUCAGUAUCUCUGGUUUCUUGACUCUGGCCUUCUGCCAGUAACAUCUGAUGUGCCCUUUGUUUUCCAUGUGUUCAGAGCACUUGGAUCGUUCGACAUUCGAGUGUCCAUCUCAAAUGUGUUUGGCUCAAGGGAUGCUACCAAGCGAAUUACAGUGCAGGAAGAUGUCUCUGAGGUCGCGUUUGACAUAGAUGGGAAGAGCAGUCCUUUCUUUGUCACAACAAACAGCCUUGUAUUGUUGCAUGGCUCUGUUUAUAAAGGAAAAGCGCUAUACUGGGAGUGGACAGUGUCCUUACCAACAAGAAAGUCUAUUGUUCUGGGAAACAAUGAAUCAGUUAGCUACUCCUUCAUGGAUGUUGGGGAUUAUUGUGUGUCACUGAAUGCCUCAAAUGAUGUCAGUUGGCACAGUGUGUCACACAUGGUGACAGCUCAGGAUGCCAUCCAGGGCCUGAUGCUGAACGUAAGUCACCCCAUUGUCUGUGAAAAUGAUCCCAUUAGCUUCACCCCAGUUCUCUCUCAAGGAAGUGAUGUUUGUUUUACUUUACAAUUUUCACCAGGGAAUUUAUCCGUGGAUCUUGUUCAGAAUGAUUUCACAACUUUAACUCUUCCACUUGGAGAGCACUUGGUCACAGUGACAGCAAAGAACCGUGUUAGCAGUUCUGCAGUGUCUUUAACUGUGUGGGUAGUGGAAAGAAUUAUGGGCCUCCAUUUGGUUAACUGUUGUUCUAAUGCUCUGGAGGCAUCAAAAGAAAUUAGAUUUCAAGCACUGGUUAGCAGUGGAUCUCCAACCAAUUAUCACUGGUCUUUUCACUUGGAUGAGUUCAGUACUUCACAGGCUCUUGGGCGAGUGGUUCUCUACUCACCACCUCGCAAUGGAUCCCUGUCGAUCAUGGUGGAAGCUGACAAUGGUUUCUGCUCACAAACAUUAACCGAGCGAGCUGUUGUUCAGUUUACUGUGAGAGAAGUUCAGCUUGUUUGUUCCUCAGAUGGAGCUUUCGCAGACAAUCCCAUCAGUUUCUCAGCCAUUACAGAUGGUGGCGACAACCUGAGAUUUAAGUGGGCCUUUGGAGACACUGGCAGAGAAACCCUCAUAACUGAAUCCAAUAGUGUGGAUCACACAUUCAGUGACCCUGGGUUGUUUUUAGUCCAUGUAACUGCUUUCAAUAAUGUCAGUCAAGCCUCAGCAGACUUACCAGUUGAGGUCAAGAGACUAGAAUGCUCUUAUCCCGAAAUCUACCUGAUCCAGGAACAGUCUAAAAUUUUCAAGUCCAGACCAAGCUACUUUGAGGCAAGAGUGGAUCUAAAAGGCUGCAAAUCAUACAAGACUGUCUACCUGUGGGAAAUCUUCACGGAUCCCAGCUGUGCCAGAGAAGUCAGAAUCUCCCUCCACUCCUCAGUAGAUGUGUCCACUCCUCUUCUUUUCCUCCCUAAGAAUACACUCGAGGUCGGCGAAUACGUUCUCAGGUUCUCCACUAUGCUUCAAGGAACAUCUCUAAAACAGCACAACACAACUAGGAUCACUGUGUGUCACAGCCCGCUGGUACCCCUCAUCAAGGGAGGCUCCCACAGGGUUUGGUCAAGCCACAGUGAUUUGACAUUAGAUGGGACGGAUUCUUACGACCCUGACGCUGAGUUGGAAGUGGAUGAUCUUUUACAGUUUCGGUGGCAUUACACUGUUCUGAACACAACAGAGCCUCCAGUUCCCAGCCUUCCUGAUAACACUGUUAAAAGAGACAGCAGAACCUUUAUUCUGCCCAGUAAAGCACUACAACCUGGAAGAGUGUACCAUUUCACCCUCACAGUUCAGAAAGCCCGCAGGCCAUCUGUCUCCACAACGCAAUCUAUUGCAGUGCUUGAAGCGACGCUGAUUCCUGUGACUGUGACCUGUGUUUCCUGCCGCUCCCCAUUCUCUUUUCACAUAAGUCACAGCCGGUCUAUUGUCCUCUCAGGUCACAGUCCUCUUCACAGUGAAAGUGUUCGGUACAAAUGGAUGGCAGAGGACGAGAGAGGCGAAGCUCUCAGAUUAAAUGAAGUUACAACCUCAACUGGGGACACAUCUCCAGACCUGGUCAUCAGACCUGGGCUGCUACAGAAUGGAAUUAAAUACGUCUUCAGCCUAAAUGUGACUCAACCAGCCAGGAGGUUAUGGGGAUCUGCCAGCAUCACUUUAUUUCCAAACCAUCCUCCCUCUGACGGUUCCUGCACCAUUACUCCUAAUGACACUAUUCAUCUUUUGGAAACCAUGGUCUCUUACAGUUGCUCAGGUUGGGUGGAUAAGGACAACCAGUCAUCGCAGUUGAUAUACACACUGCAGGUGGCACUUUGUGAAUGCAGUGGGCCAUUGUGCCCCAUGGUCACUCUGUACAGGGGCACUCAGGACACAUUUGGAACCCUCCUGCCUCUGGGCAAUCAAAGCACUGAGAGCAAUAUUUCCACUGUCACUGUGCUGGUGCACAUAGAGGACAACAUGGGGGCCACAGUCACACCACUCAGGAGGAAUCUGAGAGUUGUAUUGCCUGCAACUGCUCAAAGCACAACAGGAUGGCUUAAAAACAGGAGCCAGUCAGAGUUGUGGGCUUUGCAACAACAAGGCAACCCUCAAGAUUUCAUCCCAUAUGCUGUCGCCCUUACUAGCCAGCUCAACCAGAUUGGGACCUGGAGUCCUAAAGAGUUUGAAGACAGGGCACUGAUUCGUGGGAAUGUGACAGAGUCUUUGGCCUCUCUCCCAAUCUCCUCUCUUCAUGAUGCCUCUCAGAUCAGCUCUGCUUUGGCUCUAGUCACUGCUGUCCCCAGUGAAGUGAUCUGUGAAGGCUGUGAAGUAAAAGUUCUGAAAACUACAGAAAAAAUGAUCAAAAUGAUUAAAGAGCAAGUUGGACCUGGAGAUAUCACCGCCCUAGACACUGCCGGGAAUAUUCUGCGUAUUUUAAGCAGCUUCCUGCCAGUGGGACUGAAGCCCAAAGAUGCGUCAGGCCCACGCGGUGACCACAUGAACCCCAGAACCUCCAAAACUGCUGUGUCCGCUUUGAGCCAAGUAGGAGAGCUCGUGCGCUCUCUGAUGCGUACCCGAAUGCGAGGGGAGGAGCCUCUGUCUUUGGGCGUCCCAGGGAUCAGUGCUGUCGGCGUGCGAAGUCACGUCUCCUCAAACCUGCUAUGCACAGACCCGUCCAGUCGCUGCCACUUCCACGUCCCUCCAGCGCUGAGUUCUAAGCUACGGCAGGAAAGAGAGGAGGUGGUGCAGAUCCUUCUGGAUGUGGACACAGCUGGGACCCCUUUUAUUCCACCUGCCCAGCCACCGAUCUCCACUUCGCUGGCAGCCAUGGAGUUUACCACAGCGGAAGGUCACAUUAUCCCAGUUGCUAACCUUAGCCGGGACAGUGCAAUACGAGUCACUCUGCCCAAUCGUCUUAGGAAGGACUGGGACAGGUCAUCAGGAAUCAGUGUUACCCUGCCAGCACAAGGCAGCGUGAACUUCACUGUGAAAGCACUAGACAUCAACCCUCAUGCUGGCCUCUACCUUGCAUUUAACUUCAGUCUAAAACCAGGAACUGUUGAAAAGAGCUCUGGCCACAUAAAAAUCUUUGCAGGUAUCAAACCAGUGCCUGGACCGUCCCAGAAUGCUCUCAUAAGAGAGCUCAACCUCUCUCUCUCGGCCGAAGCUCCAUCAGUGGAGAGCACCAUCUUCCUUACACCCCUUCUGAAUGUAACAGCCCAGGCUCUGUACGUGAACCUGAGCAGCUCUCUCAGUGGUGGGUCAGUGGACGCUUCAGUGUGUGUGUUCAGUUCUUUAUGCCAGUUCUUCAGCGUGGAGCAGAGUCGUUGGAGCAGUCACGGCCUGAGCCCUCUGAGUGAAACCAGCCUUAACACGGCUCACUGUCUCACCCGGCACCUCACUGCGUUUGGCGCCAGCCUUUUCGUCCAUCCAGAUGCUAUCGUAUUUCUUCCACCAUCUCAGGAACCUGUGAAAAACAUGGUUGUGGGAAUAGUGUGUGGGGUUCUGUUGACCAUCCAUCUACUGGUGGGUCUCAUCGCUCACAAACUGGACCACCUGGAAAGGCAGCGUCUCAGCUCCACCCCACUCUGUGGCCAACUGGGUCGCUACCGGUACCGGGUCCUGGUCAAAACAGGCUGGCAGUAUGGGUCUGGCACCACAGCCCAUGUUGGGAUCAGGCUGUACGGAGUGAGUAAAAGUGGGUUACGCCACCUGCAGAGAGAGGGGGCUUUUCAGAGAAACAGCCUGGACGACUUUCAGGUAGAGACUGAUGCCAAUCUGGGAGAAAUCUGGAAGAUAAGCAUCUGGCAUGACAAUACUGGUUUGGACCCGUCCUGGUACCUCCAGCAUGUGGUCGUGUGGGACAUGCAGACAGAUAACCUGUUUUUCUUCGUGGUGGAGGACUGGCUGUCUGUGGACAGGGAGAAGAGCUCAGGAAUGGUGGAGAAAGAUGUGCUGGCCUCAUGCCCUCAGGAGCUGAGACAGUUCUGGAGGGUUUUCCGCGCCCAGAUGGUGUUUGGUCUGGUAGAGCGCCACCUGUGGCUGUCGAUAUGGGAGCGGCCUGCCCAUAGCAGCUUCAGCAGGGCACAGAGGGUCGCCUGCGGUGCCAUGAUGCUCCACUUGUACCUGGCAGCAGGAGCUGUGUGGUACGGAGCAGUGGGCACAAAGGAAAACAGCAAUCCAGUUUCUGCUCAGCUCCUGGUGAACCCAGAGAACAUUUUAGCUGGGAUGACAGUGGCAGCUGUGAUGUUCCCUGUCCAGUGUAUCCUCAGCUUUCUGUUUUGGAGGACACGGAGUAAGGUGUGUGUGGAUACAGAGGUGGAGGUGCCUCCAUCCCCCAUGUCUGACAGUGUGGAAAUGGAUGUUUACCUGAGUCACCCCGUGCUCUGUGGAUCCUCUUUCCUCUCCCUGCCAAGAGGGACGCAGUCCUCCACGCUGGACGGUCCAUCACCAUUCUCUGAGUCAGAGGGAAGCAAACAUCUGGAAACAGAAUUCUGGAAUGCCUUUAAACUGGGAGAUGAGAGGUACUGAAAAGUGAGUCAGUGGCAAUCAUGUGACAAUAUGUUUGGCCUCCCCGAGCAGACAGGCCCCACACGCCUCCUGAAGAGAAAGAGGGCUCUACUGCAACUACAGUUAACCUCACCGACCUCUGACCCUGUGACCGGUGACCCUGCGAGGUCCCUGACUCCACAGCAAAGUGAUAUCACUUUCUCUGGUCCUGCCAGCUCCGCCUCCAGCUCCGCCUCCUCUGUGCCUACACUGUCUGACAGUGGCCGCUAUUCACCCAAUGAGAUCACAGCCUCUGACCUGCAGGAGAGCUCCAGCACUGACUGGUCAGAGCUGAGUGUGGACGAACCUGUCUGUGAUGAGGAACUCGUUAAGUCUCCAUCUUCUCUUUCCCUGCUCAGUGUUGCCAGUACAUUUCUCCCCAGUCCUCCGCCAGACACCAUCAGCACGUGCUCCAACACACGCAUAGGCGUUGCUCGUGGCAAACCUGGUUGGUUCCUCCCCUCCUGGGUGCUGAGAGUUUCCUACCUGCUGGUGGCUGUGGUGCUGGGGAGUAGUCUGGCUGUCAUGGGCCUGUAUGGAAGCAGGUUUUCCAGCACUGUGGUCCUCAUGUGGCUCCUGUCCUGUCUCUCAGCAUUCUUCACAUCAGCCCUGCUGAUAGAGCCACUGAAGGUGUUGGUUCAAGCUCUCUUCUUGGCUGCUGUGGUCAGACCAGUGGAUCCGGAGGUGGAGGACCUGCUGGCUCAGGAAAUACCUGUGAGAAAGAUGAAUGAAGGUCAGGUGGGCAAAGUACGCCCACCCUACGGGUACGGCCUGCUCCAGGCCAGGGAGGAAGCACGCAAAGUACGAACACUGAGAGCCCUAAUGAAGAGCUGCAUGGUCCAUUUGCUUUUCCUUCUGGUUGUUCUGAUGGUAAACUACCAGGAGACUGUUCCGGAAGCUAACAGCAGACUCCUCCACUCUGCGGUAAAACUCUCACUGCUCAGAGUCACACCAGGGCAUGUGGACUUUACGGCAUUAGAAGGAUGGCCAGAGACUUGGCAGUGGCUGGAUCAAAACCUGGUGUCACAUCUCUACCACAACCCCUCCCUCCUCCUGGUUGGGUUACCGCGGGUACAGAGAGUGCGAUUUCAGGACUUCUGCGGGGGAAACUUCAAAGAUUCUUUGAAAUUUGGCUCUCCAUCUUUGAUGCUGACUGCACCGCUUUCGUCACACACCAACACUGAACAUCAGAGAGGCUCAAGGCCUCGCGAUUCCACUGCUCCUCUCCUCUCAUGUGAAAGAGAGGGAACAGUCUUGGGAAACAGCAGCGUAUCCACUCGCCAGAUCUUGAGUGAUCUACAGAACAUCAAGUGGGGCACACGAGAGAUGGAGGGUGUGUUUGUUGAGUUCACACAAUAUCACAGAGAAACUGGACUCUUUGUGUGUGUGAAUUUGCUACUAAAACAUACUCAGACAGACAGAAUGUUCUCUUCUGUAAGCAUCCUGCCUUUCUCCAUACCAUCACCUGACUCUGGACCAGACCUACACAUCGCACUAACGGUGCUUCUGCUGCUGUUUGCUCUGUUGCUCCUGGGUACUGAACUACGGACGGUGGUCAGAGAGCGUAUUCAGUACCUGUGGCAAGGCUGGAGAUGGUUCCAGCUGUUGUUGGCUUUACUUUCAUUAGCGACUGCGUCCCUACGUCUCUCAUUUCUCUCCAUGGCGACAGCUUGCCUUUCUGAGCAUGUCUCAAAGCCAAGUACCUUUACUGACUUCUACAGCGCCGCCCUCCUGGCCAGGAGGUCUUCUCAGUUUGCAGCAGUUUUACUCACUUUGCUGAUAUUGAAGAUGGUGGGGACUUUGCGUUUUGUGAGAAGAUGGGUGGUUUUUGGGCGGGUCCUGAGACAAGCCUGCAGGGAGAUUGGUGGAGCUGCUCUCCUGUUGGUGCUGCUGCUCCUGAUGUUCUCCCACUUGGGCUCACUGCUCUUCUCAGGCACUGUGGAAGGCUUUAGGACACAGGAACAGGCCGGUUGUUCCCUGCUGCGCUUGCUCAGGGGGCGGAAGGUCCUGCGUCGUCUCUGCAAACAGCAUCCAGUGGUGGGGCCGCUGUACUGCCUGUCUGUGCUGGGCACGGUGUUCUGUGUCGUUGGACGUCUCUGUGGGGUCGUGUUAGUGCGGAUGUAUGCCACGGUUAAGGCUGAGAUCCACCGACCUUCCAUUGAGCCCCAAGACUACGAGAUGGUGGAGUUCUUUAUCAAGAGGCUCAAACUGUGGAUGGGCCUUAGCAAGACUAAAGAGUUCAGACACCGGGUCCAAUUUGAAGGCAUGGUGUCGCCACCUUCCAGAACCUCCCAGGCAUCUGAGAAAUCCCGUCUGUCCGACUCUGUCAGUCCGACAGAACCUCGCCUUUCCUCCUCUGCCUCAUCUCUUAACUCUGACACUUCCACUGUGUCUGAUAGCUAUGAUGUCCAGGCGUACCUGGAGCGCCUGUUACCGUGUGUCGACAGCCUCUUGGAAGGCUUUGACAGAGUGAACCAUCUAGCAGGCGAAGUGUAUAUUAUAGAGCUGCAGCUCCAGGAGGCUCAGAGCAGAAUGGCUUCAAAACAGAAAAUGCAGGAACCUCAUGGGGUGACAGCGGUGGAGUGUGAUGCGACUCCAUUGACAUCGCCCCCUGUUUCUUCUCCAUCAUCCGCCCUUCCAUUUGUCCAAGCUCCGCCAUCCUGUUUCCACUCCACCCCUCCACGGCGUGCUACCCACUCUGAGUCUACAGUCCUUCAGACCAGCUCCCACCACAUUGGUUCGAUUAAAGACCCGGCACCUAAUGUCAAUAUUGAACUCAGCAGGUUCCCUAGACGGAGAGCUUGGCAUUCAGGAAUCUGUCAUUCAGCAGAUGUCACCCAGAGAUCACCCAGGUCUCGACGAAGCGUAUCCAUACCAGUUCGACCCAGGAGCGAAGAAGGGGACAGGGGACCAGACUUGGAUUGCCUGCCAGUCAAGAGAACAGCAUGGCACCCAGAGACUUCUGAGGCUGGGAGAAAAUAA